AUGAGCGGUGACGGAGCUGUUAGCGGCGGCGGAGGGAGCAGCGGAGGAGAGACAGCGAAAUUGGAGACGCAGAGGUGUAUUAAUCCGACGCCGUUUCUGACGAAAACGUAUCAAAUCGUGGAGGAUCCGAAAUUGGACGAUUUGAUCUCGUGGAAUGAAGACGGGACGUCCUUCGUCGUAUGGCGUCCGGCUGAAUUUGCCCGUGAUUUGCUGCCUAAAUACUUCAAGCACAACAAUUUCUCCAGUUUUGUCCGGCAGCUCAACACCUACGGAUUUCGGAAAGUCGUUCCCGAUCGGUGGGAGUUCGCGAACGAUUGUUUCCGACGAGGCGAGAAGGCGAUGCUCAGAGACAUUCAGCGCCGGAAAAUCUCGACCGGAGCUUCCACUGCCCCGGCGGCUCCUCCCGCCGCCGUACCAACCGCGCAGCCGUUGCAGGCGGUCGCCCCCGUAGCGGUUAUCCAAAUCUCUCCUGCAGACUCCGGCGAUGAACAGGUCCUCUCCUCCAACUCGUCCCCGGCGGCGACCGCAGCAACCGCCACCGCGCCUCCGGCGCCUCGGGCGUGUGCAGCGGCUCCAGAGAUAAUGGAGGAGAACGAGAGGCUGAGGAGGGAGAAUUCGAAGCUGAGACAGGAAUUAGACCGGUUGAGGAGCCUUUGCGGCAAUAUAUACAGCCUCAUGUCCGGCUAUGCGGCGAAUCCGAGCGAGGCCGUGCCGCCGGAGGCGAGGGCCUUGCAGUUGCUGCCUGGGACCCAUGGGGCCGUCCUGGAAGACGGCACCGAAGAGAAGGCGGCGGAGGAGGAGGUUGAGGGGAUGUGCCCUAGGAUAUUUGGGGUCUCGAUUGGUAUGAAGCGGCUGAGGUGCGAGGACGGGAAAGGUGAGGACCAGCGCACGCUCCACCUUGGGCCGGAGAAUAAAGCCGAGCCGUUGGAUCACGGGAGCAGUAGCAUCGACGGCCAUGAUUCUCCAAAGCUUGAUCAUUUGUGA
This is a messenger RNA of Striga hermonthica, 984 nucleotides long. NCBI's taxonomy places the organism in Eukaryota, Viridiplantae, Streptophyta, Magnoliopsida, Lamiales, Orobanchaceae. The record is from the annotation of a GenBank genome assembly.